UCAUCAAGCAGGGUAAGAACCGGGAAUAGAGAAGGAGUCUGGAAGGGGACGCUUUUCCUGAGCAGGGGGAAGGAGGACAGAAAACAUCCGAAAAGAAGAGAGGAGCCGGGACUCACAGCUCAUCUUCAUUUAGCAAGACUCCAGUCUUUUGGUUUUAUGACGGAAAGUGUGUCCCCCUGCAGUAGAUCAGUAAGAAGUGCUCUUCAGUAUGAAUACAGGGUCCAGAGCUCACCAAAUCUAGCCACAGGGAGUGAUUCUCACUCGUCAGACUUGGAUUCUUGGCGGUCACGCAGCGCAACGGACGGGCUUAAAAAUGGAGAUGCCAACAGCUCAUCUCUUGCCGCCAAAGGCUUCCGAAGUGUCAGACCCAACCUGCAGGACAAAAAGUCUCCCACACAGGAUAUCGGUACUGUACCUUUGCCACCCCCUAGGAGAGAAAGUUUUCACUUUUCACCAACUGGUACUAAUCCACUAGACUACGAGUCCAUCAUUGCUCUGGCUAAUAAUCCAAGUCCAGGAGUUCUAACACUCACUAAGAAAGAAAAGGCUAUUUUGAAAGAGUCCUACACUAUAAACAGCACGUCCUCCUACUCUUACUCAGAGAGCAGCGCAAACUCCGUCCAACAGGUUAAUCAGCACACCGCCCCAAACGAUAUCAGCAACUCAAGUGCACUCGCCUCCGCUCAUGCACAGACACGCAAGGUGUCAUCCCUCAAACUAACCCCUGUCACCAUCCCCGACCCGCCAGCUCAUCUAAAUGUUCAAGCUGAUGGCCGAUUUAAGACCCAGAUCCCCGGGGUCCCCUCCUCACCUCCACAAAUGGGUCCCAUCACCUCUCAGCCCUCAGCACAGACAGCUUCACUUUCCCUUCACUUGGGCUCAGAGGAUGGGAGAAAUCCAGUGCCUUUGUCUUCAAAAGCCCAAGUGGAAGAGAAGACCUCAGAACAAGCCCCAAAUCAAAGCCGAAUGCCUGCUCCAACUGAGGUGGAGAUGACAAAGCCCCCUCCUGCAGUUCCACCGAGACCUCCACCUGCAAAGCUGCUGGGGCCUCCUUCCCCUGACCCCACAGCACGGCACUUUCCCUAUCGCUGCCAGAGCUCCGAAUCACUCGACUACCCAUCCAGCCUAAUGCCCAAGGUGCUAUCGCCCACCCCGUAUGUGGCCAGUGGAGCUGGUGUCAAAGCUGGGGCGAUGACCGGUGGCUUUGGGUCACCUUCGGCUUCCCCCGUGACAGUGUCGGCCCUUAGCCACUACUCGUCAUCCACGACGGGUCUGCUGGAUGAGCUGCAAAUGUGUAGCCUGGACUCCCCCGGGGCCUCACCCACGCCAUCGCCCACGCUCAGCCAUGUCUCCACCUACACAUCCACUGCUGGCCCUGAUGAUGUGCUAACAACCUCUGUGGGUUCCACUGCUGCAGCAGCCACUGUCACUAAUGGCCAGGUCCUCUCUCACGCUAUGAAUGGGAGUUCCAGCCACCCACAAAGGCCCAUGUCUCCGCCAUCAUAUCCUCCACCACCUGCCUCACUCCACACCGGGCUUCAGAGACAGAGUAGGACUUCAGAGGGCAGUGAGUCAGUCACCAGAGAGUCUGUGGUUUCAGGCCACACAAGUGUCAGCACCACUGUGCCCAUUGCUCGCUUCUCAGAGGAGGAGAAGAAGGUGUCUGUUAUUAAAGCCCCGCAUUAUGAAGGCAUCGGCCCGGUGGAUGACUCUGGCAUCCCUAUUGCCAUUCGCACGACUGUGGACAGGCCCAAGGAUUGGUACAAAACUAUGUUCAAACAGAUUCACAAAGUUCACAAAGCAGAUGAUGACUAUUCUGAUACAUACAAUGCAACGUAUGCUUUCAUAAACAGUGAUGACUAUAGCUUGUCAUCCAGUGCCACCAUGGCUCACCCACCUCCUCGAACACACACAUACAGACCCCUGUCCAAGAGCCCCUCAGACAACGGGGGUCAGCUGGGGCCUCGCGAGCCUUCACCGUCCCCUGUGCCCCCACCCCCUCCACCAAUGCCAUCUCUGCUCCAGCUUCGGGCCAGAGACAGCGACCGUGAUAAAGAUUCACCCGACAUGAAUGAAUGGGGCCCUCCUGACAGGAAAGUGGACACACGAAAAUACCGAGCCGAGCCCAAGAGUAUUUUCGAAUAUGAGCCUGGGAAGUCUUCCAUUUUGGAACACGAAAGACCAACCUAUGAUGACAUAGAUUUAGAGAACGAGCCUUGGUAUAAGUUCUUUUCCGAGCUGGAAUUUGGGCGGCCGCCUCCUAAAAAACGAUUGGAUUAUAAUCCAGACAUCUCCGCUCGCCAGCGUAUCGAGACAUCCCUCCACAUCGCUCCUGCUGACAAGGCUUCGGAGAGACCCUCAAGUGUUGCAAGUGACUACAGGAAGAGAAGGAAGUCUGAGCCAUCAAAUUCCCAAACAAAUGCUCAGAUUCAGAGCAGGGCUGUAACCUCCCCUAAACCAGUGGAUGCCUACAGACCAGGCAGCAGCCUAAAAAAGCCUGUCAUUCGUUCCUCACCCUCCUCACCGUCCAGAGCCAAAGGUGGGGACGCAUGCAACAUGUAUUCAAACAGUCUGACCUGCCCAGGUCUUCGUGAGAGCUCCUCUCUUCCCCCUGUCACUUCUGAAUCUGAUCAUUGCCAUGAAGAUGCCAGCCAGGAAGGCAGCUCAUCCUCUAAGCAGUCUGUCUGCUGUGCCACCAGUUGGCAGAGCAAAUGCCAGGAAGCAGAGACGUGGAGCAGCGCAGAGGAGGUGCCACCCUCUACUGGCAAGCUCAAGUCACGCAGCUGUGAUGACUUACUUAAUGAUGGCCAUUCGAGCUCAGCUGGGCGUAACGCCACCCGCUCAGAAAGUGCCGGAUCACUGGUGUGCGACGUGAAUCUACCGAUGGUAUCAGCCUCUGUAUCAGCCUCUACUCGUUCACUUCCCCGUCCCCACCGGCGCCGUGCACACGAUUCACCGGGCUUUCUGCAGCUCUAUCGUAAAAUGCACCAGAUUGACAGAGCUCACCUCAUCCCAUCUGAAGUAAUCCGAUCGGUCCGGGCCCGUAUCCUGGAGCUGGAGCGCCAGCCUCAUUUACAUCGGCAUCGUCUUUCUCCUUGGACGCCCUCCUGGGGUGUGGAAGUGCCACGUGACAUGGUGCCAAAUCGCAUUUCUGAAUAUGAGAGUCUUAUUCAGAAGUCCAAAUCCAUGCCUAACCUGGGUGAUGAGCUGCCUUCGGGCACCACCACACCAGGUGGCUCCUCAUCUCGCGCCAGCAGUGGCGGUGGUGGAACGCCCAUUUUUCCAAAACGUCGCUAUUCAAUAGAAUCGUUGCUGGAGGAGGACAAUAAUGGCAACAGCGGAACUGUACCUGGCAGCAUUGACCGCUUGCAUCAACCUCGUAGCCCGCCCGAAGGCCAGCCUCGUGUUGGGCCAGAGCCCGUCCGUGGCCAGUCAUUUCCUGUACCCCCGGUUCCCCAAAGCCCACAUGCCAAUCCAGACUAUUCUGAUAGUGAACAAGACGCUGUCGCAUCUGACCUCAGUGAUUUCAUCCAGGUAGAGGGUUCCUCCUUUUGCAGUGAGAGUGACUUUGACCAUUGCUCGCUAACCUCCUCUGAGAGCCUGUACGGCUCCUCCACCCUUCACCACCACCACCUCCGACAUCACCACCACCACCAUCACCACCACCAUCCCGCUCACCAAAGCCUCGGCCAGAGCCAGGGCUACCAACACCGCCACCUCAUCAGCACCUGCAAAGGCCGAUGUCCAGCCUCAUACACCCGUUUCACAACCAUGCUGCGCCAUGAGAGAGAACGAGCGCGGCUGGAGAACCAGAGAGCCUCCCAGCAAAGCCGCAACAGCCAUUCCCAAAUCCAUGGCUCACAGUCCCAGCAAGCAAUGUCCAAGCUGGCCUUCUUGGUCAGCCCAGUGCCUUUCCGUCGUAAAAAGGGCUCACCACCUACCUCUAGAAGAAGCUGCGGUGGCGGAGGGCGAGGUAGCCGACCUAAGUCUAAACAGGCCAUUUAUGAAGCACUAGAUGCAGCUCUGAGAGACAUUUAUGAGCACAUUCAAGCAGAGAGGGGCCACAGAAGCUCGAGGCCUCCUGAUGACAGCAUCUUAAGGAGAAUCCUGGCUGAGCUGCUGCCAAAUGUGCCUGAAAGAAGCUCUUCCUUGCGGGGAAGGAGGGGUUGUUGGGACAGAGGUCACUCCUCUGCAUCUUUGUGCCCAGAUGGAAGCCCCACUGGUUACGCUUCAUAUAGAGGAGAACCCUCCACACAGAGGUUACAGUCACCACGGCUACAGUCACCAAUCAGUGCCUGCUAUGGACGACACUCAGAGGCCUCAAACAAUAAUGAGUACGGAGAGGAACAGGGCAAUGGUCUCUCGUAUUCAGACCAGGAUGUUUCUAGGAGUUAUUCCACCAUGGAUGGACGUCACACUCCCCAGAGCAGACGACCCACUCCUGACAGAGAGGUCACCCAUAAACAGAUGACACAACUUAUUCUGUUCUCUCUCCUUCAUCAGAAACAGCCUGCAAGGGCCAUUUAUGAUUUUAAGGCACAAACGGCCAAGGAGUUGACAUUUAAGAAGGGUGACGCAGUGAACAUCAUCAGGCAAAUAGAUAACAACUGGUACGAAGGGGAGCACCACGGACGAGUGGGGAUUUUCCCUAUUGCAUAUGUAGAAAAGAUGCCGUCCUCGGAAAAGCAGCGGCCCAUUCGUCCCCCUCCUCCAGCACAUGUAAGAGAAAUCGGAGAGGCAGUGGCACGCUAUAACUUCAAUGCCGAUACCAAUGUGGAGCUGUCACUGAGAAAGGGGGAGAGAAUUAUUGUGAUAAGACAGGUGGAUCAGAACUGGUAUGAGGGGAAGAUCCCAGACACAAACAAACAGGGAAUCUUCCCCGUGUCCUACGUUGACAUUGUCAAGCGUUCUCCGUCCAAGAGCUCCACUCACCACUUAGAUCCUCAUGGCUACCAUGGCAACAGGACACCCAGCUCCACACCCGUCAAGCUCCUAUAUCCCCUCCCUCCACCUCCCACCACCCGUGACCUCUCUUCCCCUCAACCCUCUUUGAGAAGGCCUGACCUGCAAGCUGUCACCAGUGAGUGGCUGUACCUCACCAUGGAGCCACCGAUGUCGGCUGAAGUGCUCUCCCUCACGGCCACCCCUGUACCGCCCACACCACCCCCUCUCCCCACUGACCUCACCCCUUUUCUCACGACACAGGAGCUGCGGGCGAGCUCACCAGCUCAGUCACCGAAAAGCUUCCCCCUUUCACGUCAGUCCCCUCUCACAGAGAGGGGUGCUGGUCUAAACCUCACCUCAGCUGUCCUGUCUUUCUCUCAACCUACUCCGCCACCUCCUCCUCUGCCUCCACCCUCCUCACAUUCCUCAUUCACUUCUUCGCUGCCAGACUCUUCACUCCAAUGUAGCAGUGGGAGAGGGCUACCUGUGUCAGACACAGACCAGUUGGUAUGCAAUAUUAAGCCAGAGAUUCUCACACAACUCCCACAGCCGCCGGAGUCCAUACCCUGCUUAAGUCAAAGCAGAAAAAGCCCGGACAUCGAGCUGUAUGUAAGGGACCCUUAUGACGAUCUGUUGUCUAUGAUUCUGGAUGGCUCCAGCCGCACAGAUGACGCUUUAGUUUUAAGAGGACCCUCUUUAGAUUCCCCUGGUGCCAAGCCGAUCGAUGAGACUCAGAGCAGACUGUUCCAGACGCAUCAGCCUGCAGCGAAGCCCCCUGCAGUGCCUGCAGCAGGCGACUCUACGGGCAGCACUCGGUUAGCGGUGCAGGUCCACAAGCCUGUAACUAUGAAGCCUCUACCCAUUUUGUGGGGAGAGCAGUCGCUAUCUGUGAAUAAGCAGCCGGUUACUGCUCCGAAGCCACCCACUGUAGAAGGAAAGGGAUACACUGAAUUAUUCAUAGAGGAGGAGGAUGAAGCCGUGCCGGACAAAGAGGACGUUAGAGUUUUAGAUGAGAGGCUCAGUCCACAGGUACAGCAUGGUGCUGAAGGCUCUCCUUCCACUGCAGUUCAGCCCAGUCUCAUCUCACCCUCCCCACCACCACAAACCUUCAUGCUUCCUCCCCAUCCCCCGGCUUCUCUGUCUUCUUUAUCUCACUCACAACAUCAGGACCAGAGCUUCACCCCUCCCUGUUCCCCCACCUCCCCUCGGCCCCCAUCCUUUCCUAGGCUCACAACAUCUCCUCUCCCCCCAGUCUCUCCCUCUCCACCUUUCACAUCACUCCCUCCCCACACCUCUCACUCCUCCUCAGAUGUUCCCUCGCAGCGCCCCGCCUCUCUCUCAGUCUCCCCCUGCCCCGUCUCAGAGUCGCUUUCAGCUUUUCCCGCCCCACCCCCCUCUAAAACUGCCUCACCGCCCCUCUCCACCUCACGCUCUCCCCCCGCCGCCCCCACCGUAUCACACGCGGGGCGUAGGUCUCCCAAGGUGAAGGUAAAGCUGGAAUGUGGAAAUGAGGAAAACAAUAAGAAGUCACCUAACCAUGUUUCCUAA
Menidia menidia (Atlantic silverside) is the source of this 6492-nucleotide messenger RNA. The record is from the annotation of a GenBank genome assembly. Lineage: Eukaryota; Metazoa; Chordata; Actinopteri; Atheriniformes; Atherinopsidae.